AUGGGGCGACCAAAGUUGUCUGCACGCAACGUGCUGUCGCAUCUGAAGCGACGAGCAGCCAGCAUGAUCAAAUCCAAAAAGCCAGCAGCAACAGCAGCGGCGGCGGCCCCUGCCCAGCAACCAGCAGAAUGCCACUUCUUCAAACUGCCAGCAGAAGUUCGCAUCAACAUCUACGAGUGCGCAUUCAGCGACUUCCACCCCUCACCAACAAAGAACGACGAAUACACCCACACCCGAACGGCCUCCGCGCCGCUCCUCCAAACCUGCCGCCUCAUCCGCCGAGAAGCCAUCGGAUUCUACUGCGACCGCCUGCGCGAACUCGCUCGCGAAGUACGAGAGUGCUACGACAUAUCCUCCCAGGCACUCAACAACCACAUGGAGACCGUCCGUCUGCACAUCUUUCGCCGCGAGUACGGAGAAGCAGCCAAGGUCUCAGAAGUGUUUAGGACGAUGUCACAGGCAAUGACUUUCAUGGCUGAAUACAGAGGCAAGAUUAAUCUCGGGACUGCGAACAAGAUUGGAGAUUUGAUGAUGCUGGGGUAUUCGACUGGAUACUGGUGGGCUGAGGAGUAUCUAAGGGAGUUGAAGCGUCCCUGGUUGGAGUCGGAGAGAGGUUCGAGACGGGUGGACUUGGGUGCUGUUGCCCUUUGA
This is a messenger RNA of Zasmidium cellare ATCC 36951, 651 nucleotides long. RefSeq lists its product as uncharacterized. Bases 1 to 651 code for a protein of 216 amino acids. Lineage: Eukaryota; Fungi; Ascomycota; Dothideomycetes; Mycosphaerellales; Mycosphaerellaceae. The transcript has a single exon. The record is from RefSeq and is a predicted model, not a curated record.